Messenger RNA from Mucor mucedo, 659 nucleotides. Its product is annotated as dynein light chain 1, cytoplasmic. Gene Ontology annotation, biological process: microtubule-based process; cilium assembly. The record is from RefSeq and is a predicted model, not a curated record. The coding region runs from base 308 to 577 and encodes 89 amino acids. The transcript has 3 exons. Gene Ontology annotation, cellular component: cytoplasmic dynein complex. Lineage: Eukaryota; Fungi; Mucoromycota; Mucoromycetes; Mucorales; Mucoraceae. Gene Ontology annotation, molecular function: dynein light intermediate chain binding; dynein intermediate chain binding.
GGCUGAUCAUAACCUUUUACCUAUACCCAAAGUUUACCUUGAGACCACACCUACCAUUACCAUUUAAUUAUUUUUUUUUUUUUUGGUGGUGUGUAGAGUGUGACUUUGUUUAAGCAAUUCCACCACGUUCUUGUUUUCCUUUAUUUUUUUCAUCACCGUCCCCCUCCCCCUCCCCUCGUCUGCUUCUCUCUCCCCCCCUUUUCUAUCUUGGUUGAUAAAUAAACAGUUUUUUUUAAAGGUAAAAUUAGGGAGAAAGAGAGGGUUCUUUUUUUGUUUCUCACUGUUAUUAAUCUACUUUUUAAAAAAGAUGUCUGAUGCAAAAGCCGUAAUCAAGAGUGUUGACAUGAGUGAGGAGAUGCAACAAGAAGCCAUCGAGUGCUCCACACAAGCUUUGGAAAAGUAUAAUAUCGAAAAGGACAUUGCUGCACACAUCAAGCGUGAAUUUGACCGUAAAUAUGGUCCCACUUGGCAUUGUGUUGUUGGACGUAACUUUGGUAGUUUUGUUACUCACGAGUCCAAGCAUUUCAUUUACUUUUACCAUGGUCAAAUUGCCAUUCUUUUAUUCAAGUCUGCUUAGAUUAUUUUUUUUUUUUGUUUUUGCUGAAAAUAAACAUUUUACCCUUAUUGUUUGUAUAGACAAUUAUAAAGUUUAGCAGUAG